AGACAGCAGCUGCAAUAAGUGAGGUUUUAUUCAGAUGAGACAAUGACAUGUUUAAAUUCCCUCCUAAUCUGUUGCUCAAAUUCACCUUUUCAUUGAUCAAUUUCCCAAGCUUCAGGUUGGGUUCAUGUUGCUCCAGAAAUAUUUGGAUUGACUGUGAGAGACGUCAAUCAGAGAGCCCACCCACUCUGCCCAUUCUCUCCUCUCCUCUUCCUCUUCCAGAGCUGGUUCACUUCCUAUAGAGACUGAAAACGAAGUGAGGAGACAAAUGAUGACACCUAAGAAUAUAGUGUACAUAUAUUGCAAAUAGAUCCUGACCAUCACCUAACUGUGCAACUGUGGGAAGAUAUCCAGUCCCAUCACAGCAUUGCUCCACACAGAAAAGACUGGGGAGUGAAACCAUCAUCUGGAAAUCAGCCGGGUCAGGGGAGUUUUGACAAAUCAUCAGGUCUGUAACUGGUCAGUAGUGUGGAGCCUUCCAUCAGAACCAGCUUUUCCAAGUGUUUGGCUAUUGAUGAUUGGUCACAAUGAGAAGUAUGAGCAGACUCCAAGUCUGAUGAGAGUUUAAUCAUUCGUAGAGCCUCAUGAACCACUGACUCAUUCCUACAGUUAAGAGGCUGUUCUAGUGUAAGGAGCGCUGCAUGAGAUCUAUAAUGCUGACUGCAUCUGUUCAGCAACCACAUGGAAGUGAAACAAUUCAAGUGUGAGGUGUGUGACCAAACCUUCACAAGAUCAUCAGCCCUUGUGAAACACCGACGGAUUCACACAGGGGACAAACCUUUCACGUGCAAAGUGUGCAACAAAUCAUUUUCACAGUUAACAAAUCUCCACAGACAUCAACAGAUUCACACAGGAGAGAAACCAUUCACAUGCAGGGUGUGCAACAAAUCAUUUUCACAGUUAACAAACCUCCACACCCACCAACGCGUUCAUACACAGGAGAAGCCGUUCACGUGUGAAGUGUGUGACAAAGCUUUUAAACGGUUAUCAAACCUCCUACUCCAUCAGACAACACACACAGGGGAGAAGCCCUUUAAGUGUGAUAUUUGCAAUAAAGCUUUUGCAACAUCUACAAGGCUCCUGAAGCACCAGAUCGUUCACACUGGUGAGAAACCCUUCAGGUGUGAAGUGUGCAACCGAGCCUUCACACAGUCAUCGACACUUGUGAAACACCGACGCACCCACACCGGGGAAAAGCCUUUCAAUUGUAAAGUGUGUGAUAAAUCCUUCACUCAGUUAUCUACCCUCCAGGACCACCAACACAUUCACACAGGCGAGAAACCAUUCACAUGUAAGGUGUGCAACAAAUCAUUCGCAUGGUCAACGCAUCUCAGAGUACAUCGACGCAUUCACACUGGGGAGAAACCAUUCUCAUGUGAGGUAUGCGACAAAUCAUUCUCUUGGUCCAAUGCGCUCCUUGAACAUCAGCGCAUUCACACGGGGGAGAAACCAUUCACAUGUGAGGUGUGUGACAAAUCAUUCUCACAGUCAUCUAACCUCCGUGCACACCAGCGCAUUCACACGGGGGAGAAACCGUUUACAUGUGAAGUGUGUGACAAAUCCUUUGCACAGUUAGCAAGCCUCCUGCGACAUCAGACAGUCCACACUGACUAGAAAUCCUUCAGAUGUGAUGUAGGCUCUGCACAACCAUCAGACCUGGUGAAACACCAAUGCAUUUAUACUGGUGAGGAACCACUGUGUGAGGUGUCUGACUCAUCAUUCAGAGUCAUCAAGUCUCCAGCAAACACCAGCAUGUUCGCACAGAAGUAAACACUCAUGUGCGAGCUGUGCCCAAAUCAUUGUCAUUGUUAAAAAACCUGCAAGUAGGCCAACUCAUUCAAACAGGAGGCACAGUGUGCAGAAAAUCAUUCCAACAGUCAUUAAGACUCUUGCUCCAUCAGCAGUGUAACUCUUCAAGUGUUGUGAGACUUGUGUUGAAGCUUUUGUGAUAUCAUCGACCCUCCUGGGACUGUUGAGGAUUCACACAACAAAGACAGACUCUUAGAUAACAAGGUGUAGAGAUGGAUGAACACAGCAGGCCA
This is a messenger RNA of Rhincodon typus (whale shark), 2039 nucleotides long. RefSeq names its product zinc finger protein 271-like. Bases 679 to 1611 code for a protein of 310 amino acids. Gene Ontology annotation, biological process: regulation of transcription by RNA polymerase II; central nervous system development. The record is from RefSeq and is a predicted model, not a curated record. NCBI's taxonomy places the organism in Eukaryota, Metazoa, Chordata, Chondrichthyes, Orectolobiformes, Rhincodontidae. Gene Ontology annotation, cellular component: nucleus. The transcript has 2 exons. Gene Ontology annotation, molecular function: RNA polymerase II cis-regulatory region sequence-specific DNA binding; DNA-binding transcription factor activity, RNA polymerase II-specific.